This is a messenger RNA of Vespula pensylvanica (western yellowjacket), 738 nucleotides long. RefSeq names its product putative defense protein 3. The transcript has 4 exons. Gene Ontology annotation, molecular function: oxidoreductase activity, acting on metal ions. NCBI's taxonomy places the organism in Eukaryota, Metazoa, Arthropoda, Insecta, Hymenoptera, Vespidae. The record is from RefSeq and is a predicted model, not a curated record. Bases 233 to 718 code for a protein of 161 amino acids.
AGUAACAAUUCGCAAAAGCGGAUUGAGACCACCUUUGCCAAUGAAUGGUGGGAUUCCAGUGACAUUUGACUUACUCGCAAGAGAUCAGCUAUUGCAGUUUCUUUCGUGCAUCUCUCUGAAGAGGACCAACGAAAUCAAGUGAAAAAAAGUUCAUUCCGAUUUAAAAUUAAUUAACAAGUAAGAGUCUAAUCAAUGACGAUCAUUCUAAAUUGGGCAUAAGGAUCUUCCAAAAAUGAGUUGGUUUAGGAAUCUUAUAUUCACGUUAUCAACGAUUGCCCUUUCUACGAUUCCCGUUUCUGGUUUUCCUGAUGGUGCACCAGUAGACGCAUGUGUUAAACCACGACCGAAUCAACCCUAUCAUGGGGAUGCACGUAGUCAACCCUUGGAUAAAAACCCCUAUACGUUAGUAGCUUCGUCAUCAGAAUAUGUUCCAGGAUCGCAAAUUACCGUAACUAUCAGUGGUUCAUCUUUCAAAGGAUUUUUCUUACAAGCACGCGAUUCUAAUACCAAUGCCUGGAUUGGUUCUUGGGCACAAACUCCAAAUACAAAUACCCAUCCUGAAUGCAGUGCUGUAACGCACGCAGAUCCACGUGAAAAACAACAAGCAACUCUUAUUUGGAAUGCACCACCAAAUACUCGAGGCCAGGUUUACUUUACUGGUACCGUUUUAAAAGAAUAUGCGAUAUUUUGGUCGGAUUUGGUUGCACGUGUGGUCUAAUGAAAAAAAAAAAAGGAAAC